Molecule: messenger RNA, 6449 nt
Organism: Oncorhynchus nerka (sockeye salmon)
Lineage: Eukaryota; Metazoa; Chordata; Actinopteri; Salmoniformes; Salmonidae
Product: WD repeat-containing protein 20
Exons: 4
Coding region: 1-1797 (598 amino acids)
Molecular function (GO): protein binding
Source: RefSeq, a predicted model, not a curated record
AUGUUAUUGUUCAUUUUAAAGAUGGCGGCGGAGGGAGGAGGGAAGGAGUUGAACGAAAUUAAAACUCAGUUCAAUACACGGGAAGGCGUCUAUAAACUCCUCACUCACUCCGAAUAUAGCCGCCCCAACAGGGUGCCUUUUAAUUCCCAGGGUUCAAACCCCGUCAAAGUAUCCUUCGUCAACGUCAAUGAUCAGUCUGGUAACGGCGACAGAAUAUGUUUUAAUGUGGGCCGGGAACUGUACUUCUACAUCUACAAAGGCGUUAGAAAGGCGGCUGACUUGAGCAAGCCUAUCGACAAGAGGAUAUACAAGGGAACACAGCCCACAUGUCAUGACUUCAACCACCUGACGGCCACGGCGGACAGCGUCUCCCUGCUGGUGGGCUUCUCGGCAGGCCAAGUGCAGCUCAUCGACCCCAUCAAGAGGGAGACCAGCAAGCUCUUCAAUGAGGAAAGACUAAUAGACAAAUCCAGAGUGACUUGUGUAAAAUGGGUGCCCGGCUUAGAGAGGUUGUUCCUAGUCGCUCAUUCCAGUGGAAACAUGUACUUGUACAACGUAGAAAACACGUGUGGCACCACGGCGCCUCACUACCAGUUGCUCAAACAGGGCAAGAACUACUCUGUGCACACGUGUAAGAGCAAAUCCACGCGCAACCCUUUGCUCAAAUGGACGGUGGGCGAGGGAGCGCUCAACGAGUUUGCCUUUUCACCCGACGGGAAGUUUCUGGCGUGUGUCAGCCAGGACGGCUUCCUUCGGGUCUUCAACUUUGACGCGGUGGAGCUGCACGGGACCAUGAAAAGCUACUUUGGGGGUCUGCUGUGCAUGUGCUGGAGUCCGGACGGAAAGUACAUUGUCGCGGGGGGCGAGGAUGAUCUGGUGACUGUGUGGUCGUUUGUGGACUGCCGGGUUAUUGCGCGCGGUCACGGACACAAAUCAUGGGUCAGCGUGGUGGCGUUUGACCACUACACAACCAGCGUGGAGGAUGCAGACCCUAUGGAGUUCAACGGCAGCGACGAGGACUUCCAGGGCCUCCACUUUGGUCGCGACCGGGCCAACAGUACGCAGUCCCGGCUCUCCAAACGCAACUCCACAGACAGUCGGACAGUACACACCACGUACAGGUUUGGCUCAGUGGGCCAGGACACUCAGCUGUGCUUGUGGGACCUCACAGAAGAUAUACUUUUCCCCCACCUCCCGCUUUCCCGGACAAGAACACACACCAAUGUGAUGAACGCUACCAGCCCCCCGGCGGGAGGUGAAGUCGCUGGUGACAUAGUGAACAAUGUGAGUAAUAACCCUAGCACGAACGAUAGCGGCGCCAACACCCCCAGUAACUCCCUCUCCUCUCCCCUGCCACGCUCCAACAGCUUACCGCACUCGCCAGCUAUGACUGCCAACAACAAGAGCAGUGCCAUCGCCUCGGGUGUCAGCAAGUUCGCAACGCUCUCCCUUCACGAUCGCAAAGAGCAGCACCAGGAGACGGACCACAAACGGAACCACAGCAUGGGUCACAUUAGCAGCAAGAGCAGUGACAAGCUCAACAUGCUCACCAAAUCCAGAACAGACCCUGCAAAGACUCUGGGGACACCGCUCUGUCCCCGCAUGGAAGACCUACCCCUACUAGAGCCUCUUAUCUGUAAAAAGAUAGCACAUGAGAGACUGACUGUCUUAAUAUUUCUUGAGGACUGUAUAGUGACAGCUUGUCAGGAGGGAUUUAUUUGGACAUGGGCGAGGCCUGGAAAAGUGGGUUUGUCAUCCCAAAAGCAAGCAGUCUCUCCCAGUGGAACGAUAAUAUAGCCAACACUAUUUCUGCUGCUAAGAAACCUGCAUUACACCAGAGCCUGGUGCUGCUCUUCACCCCACAAUGCAUUGCAAGUUUUUUUCCUUUCUCUUGUUACUUUUUCUAUUCUCUCUUUCUUUUUUGGUUAUCAUUCACAUGGUCUAGAUGGUAGAAGUAUUCCAAUACAGAAAUGGAAAGGGUGUGGAGACAUUUUGGACAGUGAUUCUAAUGUAUUUUCUGGAUUUUUUAAAAUGUUUUUUUUUUGUUUUUGUCUCUUUUCGCUCCCACAUCUGGACUUUGAGCUUGGCUUAGUUAGAUGCAAACCAAUCAAAUUAUGCUUGUGUUUUAAAAUGAGAGUUCACCCAACUUUCAUAAUUCCUAUGCAAGUGGUCCAUGGACCAGGAGUGACUGCCACCAGCCGCUACAGUAAAGUAAUGGCGUUCCAUGAGUUGCUCACCAACCAUAGUCUAAAAACUGCACACAAAAAUCUAUUUGUUUAGCCUUUUAUGAUUUUGAAGAUGUGCACUGUCAAAAGGUAUCUAAGUUGCUAGAGUCCCAACUAUUUUCUUGACCUAGCUACAGACGAUCACAGGUUUCAGUGUGCCUUGCCUUCCGUUCAGAAGACAGUCUCAGUCAUCGUAGGUGUGUUUUUUUGCAGUCACUCCUGGCUCAUAGGCUGCAUUCAAGGUAAGAAAAAAGAUUUACAAAUUAAAUUUGAGUGAAAUCCUUUAGCAUCCAAGGAUUUGCUUCUAACCAAAUUCUUUACAAGUGUUUUAUUUAUUUUUAUAGAAUCUCCCCAUUGAGAACUUUGCACAGAUUUUGUUACAGUGACUGCAAAAACCACACCUACGAUGACAGACUGUCUUCUGAAUGGAAGACGAGGCACACCGAAACCUGUGAUCGUCUGUAGCUCGGUCAUUACUAAACAAAAAUAUAAAUACAACAUGAAACGAUUUUAAUGUGUUACAGUUCAUAUAAGGAAAUCAGUCAAUUUAAAUCAAUUCAUAAGGCCCUAAUCUAUGGAUUUCACAUUACUGGGAAUACAGACAUGCAUCUGUUGGUCAGAUGCCAACAAACAAAAAAAGUAGGGGCGUGGAUCGAAAAACCAGUCGGUAUCAGGUGUGACCACCAUUUGCCUCAUGCAGCGUGACACAUCUCCUUCACAUAGAGUUGAUCAGGCUGUCGAUUGUGGCCUGUGGAAUGUUGCCGCUCAAUGGCUGUGCGAAGUUGCUGGAUAUUGGCGGGAACUGGAACACGCUGUUGAUCCAGAGCAUCCCAAACAUGCUCAAUGGGUGACAUGUCUGGUGAGUAACGCAACAUGUUGGUCCCAUUUUUAAUGAGCUGAAAUAAAAGAUUCCAGAAAUGUUCCAUAUGCACAAAAAGCUUAUUUCUCUCAAAUUUUGUGCACAUAUUAGUUUACAUCCCUGUUAGUGAGCAUUUCUCCUUUGCCAAGAUAAUCCAUCCACCUGACAGAUGUGGCAUAUCAAGAAGCUGAUUUAACAGCAUGAUCAUUACACAGGUGCACCAUGUACUGUGGACAGUAAAAGGCCACUUUUUAAAAUGUGUAGAUUUGUCACACAACACAAUGCCACUCAUGUUUUGAAGGAGUGUGCGAUUGGCAUGCAGAAAUGUCCAACAGAGCUGUUGCCAGAGAAUGUAAUGUUCAUUUCUCUACCAUAAGCUGCCUCCAAUGUCGUUUUAGAGCAUUUGGCAGUACAGCCAACUGGCCUCACAACCGUAGGUCACGGACCAUGUGUGACCACACCAGCCCAGGACCUCCACAUCCGGCUUCUUCACCUGUGGGAUCAUCCGAGGAAGGGUGGGGAUUCUCAGAAGUAUUUCUGUCUGUAAUAAAGCCCUUUUGUGGGGAAAAACGUAUUCUGAUUGGCCGGUCCUAGCUCCCAAGUGGGUGGGCCUAUGCCCACUCAUGGCUGCGCCCCUAUCCAGUCAUGUGAAAUCCAUAGUUUAGGGCCUAAUGGAUGUAUUUCAAUUGACUGAUUUCCUUCUAUGAACUGUAAAAUCCUUCAAUUGUAGCAUGUUACGUUUUAUUUUUGUUCAGUAUAGUUUAUUAGAGGAAAUGGCUUUACAUUUUGGGUGUGCAAUAACUCUUGACAGCUGUUAGGAGAAAUGAUUAAAAACCUUUUAUAUCUAGUAAAGGGACACUCUACCCGAAAACUAUAUUUUGAUAUUUUUGUUUUAUAUAGUCCCAAUGUUUUGCAUGUCAGCAAUCAAGUUUUUCAAGAUGUGUAACUUUCUAAAUUAAAUAUACCGGCUGUAUUUCUGUACUUUUAAGUUAUACAGUACAGGUCAAAGGUUUAGACACCUACUCAUUCAAGGGUUUUUCUUUAUUUUUGCUAUUUUCUUCAUUGUAGAAUAAUAGUAAAGACAUAAACAAUUACAUAACACAUAUUGAAUCAUAUAGUAACUAAAAAAGUGUUAAACAAAUCAAAACAUAUUUGAGAUACUUCGAAGUAGCCACCCUUUACCUUGAUGACAGCUUUGCACACGCUUGGCAUUCUCUCAACCAGCUUCACCGGGAAUGCUUUCCAACAGUCUUGAAGGAGUUCCCACAUGCUGAGCACUUGUUGGCUGCUUUUUCUUCACUCGGUCCAACUCAUCCCAAACCAUCUCAAUUGUGUUGAGGUCGGGUUAUUGUGGAGGCCAGGUCAUCUGAUGCAGCACUCCAUCACUUUCCUUACUGGUCGAAUAGCCCUCACACAGUCUGGAGGUGUGUUGGGUAAUUGUCCUGUUGAAAAACAAAUGAUAGUCCCACUAAGCACAAACCAGCUGGGAUGGCGUAUCGCUGCAGAAUGCUGUGGUAGCCAUGCUGGUUAAGUGUGCCUUGAAUUCUAAAUAAAUCAGUGUCACCCACAAAGCACCAUCACACCACCUCCUCCGUGCUUCACGGUGGGAACCACACAUUCAGAGACCGUUCACCUACUCUGCGUCUCACAAAGACACGGCGGUUGAAACCAAAAAUCUCCCAUUUGGACUCAUCAGACCAAAGGACAAAUUUCUACCGGUCUAAUGUCCAUUACUCGUGUUUCUUGGCCCAAGCAAGUCUCUUCUUCUUAUUGGUGUACUUUAGUAGUGGUUUCUUUGCUGCAAUUUGACCAUGAAGGCCUGAUUCAUGUAAUAAGGGGUGGCAGGUAGCCUAGUGGUUAGAGCAUUGGGCCAGUAACCAAAUCCCUGAGCUGACAAAGUAAAAAAUCAGUGUGGCAGAUGGUAGACCAAAAACAAAAAUCUGUCGUUCUGCCCCUGAGGAAGGCGCAGAAAACGUGGAUGCCAAUUUAAGGCAGCCCCCCGCACCUCUCUGAUUUCAGAGGGGUUGGGUUAAAUGCAGAUUACACAUUUCAGUUGAAGUCAUUCUGUUGUACAACUGACUAGGUAUCCUCCUGUCCCUAAUGUUGAUGUCUGUUACUUGAACUCCGUGAAGUAUUUAUUUGGCUGGUACAGUAAAACUGGGAACUCUAAUGAACCUAUCCUCAGCAGCAGAGGUAACUCUGGGUCUUCCUUUCCUGUGGCGGUCCUCAUGAGAGCCAGUUUCAUCAUAGCGCUUGAUGGUUUUAGCGACUGCACUUGAAGAAACGUUCAAAGUUCUUGAAAUGUUCCGUAUGUCUUAAAGUAAUGAUGUAAUGUUUGAUCUUUGCUUAUUUGAGCUGCUCUUGCCAUAAUAUAGACUUGGUGUUUUCCCAAAUAUGGCUAUCUUCUGUAUACCAGCUCUACCUUGUCACAGCACAACUGAUUGGCUCGAUUCUUAAGAAGGAAAGAAUUCCACAAAUUACUUUUAACAAGGCACACCUGUUAAUUGAAAUGCAUUCCAAGAGUGUGCAAAGCUGUCAAAGGCAAAGGGUGGCUACUUUGAAGAAUCGCAAAUACAUUUUGAUUUGUUUAACACUUUUUUUGGUUACUACAUGAUUCCAUAAGUGUUAUUUCAUAGUUUUGGUGUCUUCACUAUUAUUCUACAAUGUAGAAAAUAGUUUUUUUUAAAUCUGAAAAACCCUGGAUUGAGUAGGUGUGUCCAAACUUUUGACUGGUACUGUAUAUCUUAACAUGCAAAACAUUUUCGGACUAUAUCAACAAUGGAUUAAUGAAACAAAUACCAAAAUAUUUUUUUCUGUGUCGGGUUUUCCUUUAAGCAUUUAUUGUAAUUAUUUCAAAUUUAAAUCUGCUUUAAAUCAUAUUAUUGGAAUUCAGUGAGUGAUCGGGGUAAUAGCAAAUUAUUACUGUAGUGUAAGUUCUAAUGCAGAAAAAUAUACAUUAAUUAUAUAAAAAUCUUGACUAUGCAGUUUUCUUUUCUCUUGUACAAAAUUCAUCCAGAUGUAUUUUGAUAUGAUUAAUGUAUUAAAUGCUUGAAAUAAACGCUUAAAAUAAUCACAAUGUGCAGAAGUCAGACAAAGCUGCUGUCAACUUCACAAAUAUUAUGAAGCUCAGGAAGUCUUAGACUAUGAUAAAGAAAAUCUAUAUUUUGCUUACCAUCAGCAAUGCUUUUCUAUGUGUCCCAAAAGACCCACAGUAGGACCUUGUUCCAUGUGACACCUAUUUAAGGGGUUAGGUGACUCCACACUAACCACAGAAGGAACGAAUGGUGAAGUGAAUAUAUUUUUUGAUUGUGGUUAACAUUUGACACGUUUUUUUAUUCUUCAUUAAAAAGGUAUAUAUUCUAUUA